AUGUCGGACGAGAACGUUUCUCGGAGUCCGACUUCGCCCCUCACAACGACAAGCAACACUAGCAGGAAGCAGACCAUUUCGUCAUCGGGAACGACAGCUUCACCAGCGCCCUCGGGGCACUCCUUUAAACGCGCCGUGACGGUAGACGAGACAUCUCAGGUGCGCCGGCGGCCACCUUUCAGCCAUAUCCCAACAGAGAACUCAUUCGCCGAGAGAGGCCUUGGGAGGAGGAGGAGCUCGACCUUGUCGGAUUAUAGCUUUGGCGAUGCGAGAGAUUUUCUCAACCCCAGACCUGGAGACGGUGUGCCAUCAACAUCGACUGACGAACUGUCCAACUGGGCCUCGAUUCCUUUGGCGUUUGCACUCUUACCCGCGGUCGGUGGCCUGCUUUUCAAGAAUGGCAGCGCCGUUGUGACGGACGUCAUGUUGCUGGGCUUGUCGGCCGUGUUCCUGCACUGGUCCGUGACACAUCCAUGGAAUUGGUACCACUCGGCCCAAGCAGUACGAGAGCGGGCAGAGAUCAGCACGAGCGCCGUCAUUGACGAUGAGAGCGAGACGGAGCAGGUGGUCGGAAGCCCCUCGCCGGCAGCAUCGACGACCAACGGCCACACAACUAACGGAAGCGUCGACGAAGCGUCCGAAGUACCGACAACGCCUACGUCUUUUGUACAGGAACGAGUACGCAAGGCGACGGCGCCAAGAAACAAGAAGGAGGACGCAUUGGCUGAGCUAUGGGUGCACGAAAUUCUGGCCCUGGUAUCAUGCUUCAUGUUUCCUAUGCUGGGCGCAUAUCUGCUGCAUGCCAUUCGCGCGCAGCUUAGUCGGCCCUCGGAGGGCCUGGUCUCUAACUACAACUUGACGAUUUUCCUCUUGGCUGCGGAGGUACGACCGAUUUCGCAUCUCAUGAAGCUUGUGCAGUGCAGGACCAUUCAGCUGCAGCGGGAUGUCCACGUAAAUCCGUACAAGGACGAUGGCGCCACGUCAGAUCAGAUGAGGGUUCUCAUGGCACGGUUGGAAAUGCUGGAGUCACGGCCUGAGCCGACGCCGAUGAAGCACAAUGGAAAUUCGGACAAUUCUAAAAUCAAGCAAGAGGCCGCCAUUGCUCGCGAUGUUCGGAACGCCAUCCAACCCGAUCUGGAUGCGCUGAAUCGGGCGGUGCGGCGAUACGAGAAAAAGGCGACGGUACUUGCCUUCCAGACCGAAUCACGUUUCGCGGCAGUUGAUACCCGCUUGAACGAUGCCAUUGCGCUGGCAGCAGCGGCGGCCAAAAACAGCGUCGCUCGGCCGGGCUUCAUGCAGUGGCUCGUAGAAUCCGUGUGGGCUAUCAUCACGAUGCCCUUCUUCGCGGUGGUCGCUCUGCUAGUACUGCCUUUCAAGACAGUUAGAGGCUUGCUCAAGCGUAAGAAGUCUCUCCCUGAAAGGACAUCAAAGUCUAGUCGAAACGGGAAGGCUAUGGGACACGGGAGAAUGGCGGCAGACAGACAGCCAAGCCGCGUCUCAAAGAGGUGA
Colletotrichum fioriniae is the source of this 1509-nucleotide messenger RNA. RefSeq lists its product as uncharacterized. NCBI's taxonomy places the organism in Eukaryota, Fungi, Ascomycota, Sordariomycetes, Glomerellales, Glomerellaceae. The record is from RefSeq and is a predicted model, not a curated record.